CCAGAAAUGACCCUAAUUCAACGCGGGAAAACAAUCCAGCGAAAAGAGUGAGAAAUGGCGACAGAGGACAACGGCGGCGAAGAACACCACGUGGAGGAGGAAUUCCGCGUCUGGAAGAAGAAUACACCUUUCUUGUACGAUCUCGUCGUCUCUCACGCUCUUGAGUGGCCGUCUCUCACCGUCCAGUGGCUCCCGUCAGAGCCGUCGCUGGAUGCCGACGGUUCCUUCGCCGUUCACAAAUUGAUCCUUGGGACACACACCUCCGACGACUAUCCUAACUUCCUACUCGUCGCAGAAGUCCACUUGCCGGUCAAUCAUUCAGCAGCACUUGAAGGCAAUUUGGAAAACCACAAAAUCCCUAAGGUAGAGAUUAUUCACAGGAUACAUGUUGAUGGAGAGGUGAACAGGGCACGGUGUAUGCCUCAGACUCCAUCAAUCAUUGCAGCAAAGACCAGUUCUUCAGAAAUCUAUAUAUUCGACUCCACAAAGCAACCUUUAGAUCACGAAGGAGGCUCUUGUGAACCUGACAUUAGACUAAGAGGUCAUGACAAAGAAGGGUAUGGCCUCUCAUGGAACCCUUUCAAAGAAGGCUACCUCUUAAGUGGCUCCAACGAUUGCAAAAUCUGCUUGUGGGAUUUGUCUACAAUGCCAGACAACAAAGCUCUUGAUGCAAAACAUAUCUACGAGGAUCACGGGAGUGUGGUUGGAGAUGUAUCAUGGCAUUUGAAGAACGAAUUUCUAUUCGGAUCUGUUGGUGAUGACUGCAAGCUUAUGAUUUGGGAUUUGCGCACAAACAAACAUCAACAAUCUGUUGUUGUUCAUGAGAAAGAAGUGAACUACUUAUCUUUUAAUCCGUAUAAUGAAUGGGUUCUUGCUACAGCCUCUUCAGAUACAACUGUUGGUCUAUUUGACAUGCGAAAGCUCACAUCACCUCUACAUGUUUUAAGCAACACGGAUGAGGUGUUUCAAGUGGAGUGGGACCCGAACCAUGAAACUGUGCUUGCUUCUUGUGCUGAUGACAGAAGGUUGAUGGUUUGGGAUCUAAACAGGAUUGGAGAUGAACAAUUGGAAGGAGAAGCAGAGGAUGGCCCACCAGAGCUUUUAUUUUCUCAUGGUGGACAUAAGGCAAAGAUAUCUGACUUUUCAUGGAACAAGAACAAGCCAUGGGUGAUAUCUAGUGUUGCUGAAGAUAAUGCUUUGCAAGUAUGGCAAAUGGCUGAAAGCAUUUAUCGCGAAGAUGAUGACAAUUAA
Molecule: messenger RNA, 1251 nt
Organism: Lactuca virosa
Lineage: Eukaryota; Viridiplantae; Streptophyta; Magnoliopsida; Asterales; Asteraceae
Source: the annotation of a GenBank genome assembly